Messenger RNA from Vavraia culicis subsp. floridensis, 423 nucleotides. RefSeq lists its product as uncharacterized. Lineage: Eukaryota; Fungi; Microsporidia; Pleistophoridae. Bases 121 to 423 code for a protein of 100 amino acids. The record is from RefSeq and is a predicted model, not a curated record. The transcript has a single exon.
CUACUUAGGAAGGACUCUCUGUCCAACACCAGGGUAGGGAGCACCAAAUCUUAGUAAUGCUUGGCUGAUGAAACGUUUAUCUAUUUGUGAAUGCAUCAAGGGCACGGUUUCUAACUGCGUAUGACAUUUAAAACGGGUUUGGUAACGAAGCAGAUAUUUUUAAUCACCCGUACCAGCAAACGAAUUAAUAAAAAAAGGGUGAGCAACGAGAGAAGAACGAGCACACCACCAGGUAAUAGCGCAACACCCUUCUUGCAAGGAGCACCCUUCCAAUCUGUUGGUUUACUACCACCAGCACUCGUAAAAAAUGCUAACAAAAUUUACCUGCUGUUCCAGGGCAUGCUGCCACACCCCCCUUUUUUACCAUUUAGCGCACGAUUUGCAUCUCAACGAUUUAAUUUAUCGGUGCUUGUACUAAAUUAA